GCUCCAGUCUUGUGCCAACCUUUCCACGAUGAAGUUCUGCCUUCUACUGAUCAGUUUGACUGUUGUGACUUUGGGUUCUUCAAAGAACUCGUCCUCUUCCAAUAGGAAUGGCAAACUGCUAUCAUUGUUCCAAAUCGUUCAAUUUCCAAAUGAUCCUUGUGUAUCUACUUCACGGAAUGGAACCUGUUACACGAGCGAUGAAUGUGAGAGCAGAGGAGGAUCAAGUUCAGGAAGCUGUGCUCAGGGCUUCGGUGUAUGUUGUAUCUUCUCUUUGGCCUGUGGAAGUUCCAUAUCCGAAAAUUGCACCUACCUAGUUCAGACGGGUGUCACAAGUGUCUCUCCAAAUCCAUGCACCUACUCAGUUUGCAAGUGCUCCACUCAGAUUUGUCGCAUUAGAUUCGAUUUCACGAUUUUUGACAUAGCUCCCCCGGUCUUGGGAGAGGUAAUGGAUCCCCCUGUGGCAAAUCGAGGUGGCGCUAUCGGAGAUUGCACCUCAGACACGUUUUCUCUCACUUCCCCUGGAGGCUCAGGGUCUCCAAUCAUUUGUGGCAUCAACACCGGACAACAUCUUAUUGUCGAUGCCUCCGAUAAUUGUAACGUGGCCGCAUUCAAUCUAGGGGGUAGUGGUUCAAGCACUCGAAGUUGGGACAUCAAAGUGACCCAAUAUACGUGUGCCAGUGGUCUUGGAGGGCCACCUGGAUGUCUGCAAUAUCUAACUGGAGCCAGCGGAACCAUUUCAAGUUUCAAUUUUCCUAUUGCGAAUGCUGUUAUCGGUCCCACAGUAACCCAUUUGUCGGAUCAACACUACACUAUUUGCAUGCGCCAAGAGGCAUCAAGAUGUGCCAUUUGUUACACACCCAGGAUCCAAUCCAUUGCUCCAAUGAUAGCUGCUCAAAGUUCUUUUGGCGUGAGUAAAGAUCCCGCUGCUGGUGCGUUAAUGAGCGCAGCUGGAGUCGAUUGCAGCGAAGAUUACGUUCUGAUCCCUGGGGCUGAAAACAACCCGGCCAUGGGUGCCAUUCCAACCGCCGCGGGGGCGUUGUGCGGUCGGGCCUUUUCUGUGUUUGGUGGACGUCGCUGCCAUUAUCUAUGACCCGGCUGCUCAUAUGUCCGUUUGCUCUCGACUGUUGCCAUUCCAAGUUGGAGUGCAUUUCGAUUCGGAUGAAGUAUCUACCGGUGUAGACUCAGCCACGAAUGAAGAAGGCAAAGCAGAUGGUGGAAUACUGGGCUUCAGUUUAAAUUAUCAACAGAUUAUGUGCUAAAUCAACAAGCAACCUCAUUCAUUUGGCUUAAUCAGAAUUUCUUGAAAGAUGAAUUUAUUCCAAAUAUAAUUGAAAUUUGUUUAUGUCACA
Tigriopus californicus is the source of this 1349-nucleotide messenger RNA. RefSeq lists its product as uncharacterized. The transcript has 15 exons. Bases 29 to 1090 code for a protein of 353 amino acids. The record is from RefSeq and is a predicted model, not a curated record. NCBI's taxonomy places the organism in Eukaryota, Metazoa, Arthropoda, Copepoda, Harpacticoida, Harpacticidae.